CUUCCUGCCUGUUCCUGCCCGCGAGAGCAGCAACCGCAACCUCACCGUCCAUCACGGCCCUUCGUCCUCCUUUCUCAACAUCUCACAGGGACGAGCCGCUUUCGUGAUCGUUCCCGCAUCACUUGCGCGUCUGCCGCUCACCCUCUGCUUCAUCCAUCUCUUACCGCCUCUCGUCCGCAUCCCCCUCUCGGCCUCGCUGCAGCUCGUUCCCCUCGGCACGCAUUCCGCAUUCCGCCUCGAGUGCCGCCGUCAAGAUGUCGUCCCCCGCCAAAAUGAUCCGCCGGAAGAAGAACGUCAAGAAGGGCAUUCAGUUCUGCCUCAUGGUCUGCGGUGCCUCUGGAACUGGCCGAACCACUUUUGUCAACACGCUCUGCGGCAAGGACGUCCUCCAGCAUAAGGAUGCGGAUGACGCCUCCGAUGCUCAUGUUGAGGACGGCGUCAAGAUCAAGCCCGUCACGGUUGAACUCGAACUUGAUGAAGAAGGCACCCGCAUCUCGCUAACCAUUGUCGAUACCCCUGGGUUCGGUGACCAAAUCGACAACGAGGCCAGCUUUGCGGAAAUUGUCGGAUACCUGGAGAGACAAUACGAUGACAUCUUGGCCGAGGAGUCUCGCAUCAAGCGUAACCCUCGCUUCAGGGACAACCGAGUUCACGCUAUGCUCUACUUCAUCACUCCCACUGGUCAUGGACUACGAGAGCUUGACAUCGAGCUCAUGAAGCGCCUCGCUCCCCGCGUCAACGUGAUUCCCGUCAUCGGACGCGCCGACUCCCUCACCCCCGCUGAGCUCGCCGAGUCGAAGAAGCUGGUCAUGGAGGACAUCGAGCACUACAGAAUCCCCGUUUACAACUUCCCGUACGACAUUGAGGAGGACGACGAGGAUACCGUCGAGGAGAACGCUGAGCUGAGAGGUCUUAUGCCCUUCGCCAUCGUCGGUUCGGAGGACAUUGUCGAGAUUGGCGGCCGCAAGGCCCGCGCUCGUCAGUACCCUUGGGGAGUUGUCGAGGUCGACAACCCGCGCCACUCCGACUUCCUGGCCAUUCGAUCCGCCCUCCUUCACAGCCACUUGGCUGACCUGAAGGAAAUCACGCACGAUUUCCUGUACGAGAACUAUCGUACUGAGAAGCUGUCCAAGAGCGUCGACGGCGCCUCUGGAAAUGCCGACAGCUCGAUGAACCCCGAGGAUCUUGCCUCCCAGUCCGUUCGUCUCAAGGAGGAGCAGCUCCGGCGAGAAGAGGAGAAGCUGCGCGAGAUCGAACUCAAGGUCCAGCGCGAAAUCAACGAGAAGCGACAGGAGCUCUUGGCCCGCGAGUCGCAGCUGCGCGAGAUCGAGGCCCGCAUGCAGCGGGAAGCAUCGCAGGCCACGCCCGCGCCGGCCGAGGCUGCCAACGGCGAGCACCCACACCCGGAAUAGAUCAUCUCACACAAAACACGGGGUCUUCGAGCGGUAUCCUGAUAAACGAAGUGCGAUGUUGGUCUACUUUAUUGCUCUCGGCGUUGGUUUUGUUCCGCCUCCCUGAACGAAGGAGGGGAGGGUCGGAGAGUAUUCCCCUGGCUGCAGCAAAAUCGAAUCGAGUCUUUUUUUUUACCCUUUCACACUGCCAUUUUACACAGCCAGAAAAGCUGCCCAUGAAUGAGAUUACGGUAGACAUCGAGGUGAGUUAUCGGGAGAGGCGGGGCCUGAGUUGGGGCAGCCUGCUUCUCGUGGCUUCUUGACGGACUACCGAGCACUGACUUCGUGCGAAACUUUGCGCUGGCAUGUGCCGGGUGAGACGGGACGCGGAAGGGGCUUGCGGCAGAUCCACGCGAUGAGCGAGUGUGUAUGGUUGCAGCAAGCCGUCGCAAGGGCAGCUCCCAUGGCCCUCGACCCCGUUGCGGGUAUAUUGAUUGGAGCCGCGUCUGUUUGUUGCCUGGCCUGUACCUGCGGCAUCCCGCUUAUUUCUCCAUUUCCUAGCCUUUUAGUGGACUUCUAAU
Messenger RNA from Purpureocillium takamizusanense, 1972 nucleotides. RefSeq names its product Cell division control protein 11 (gene CDC11). Gene Ontology annotation, cellular component: septin complex; microtubule cytoskeleton; cytosol. NCBI's taxonomy places the organism in Eukaryota, Fungi, Ascomycota, Sordariomycetes, Hypocreales, Ophiocordycipitaceae. Gene Ontology annotation, biological process: cytoskeleton-dependent cytokinesis. The transcript has 7 exons. The record is from RefSeq and is a predicted model, not a curated record. Gene Ontology annotation, molecular function: GTPase activity; GTP binding; molecular adaptor activity. The coding region runs from base 255 to 1412 and encodes 385 amino acids.